AUGGCUACAGGCGCCGGCAGCGGCAUUGGACAACGCAUUGCCAUCGGGUUGGCCCAAUGCGGUGCGGAUGUCGCGCUGCUCGACCGACGCACGGAUGACGGAUUGGCGCAAACCGCCGAGCUCAUCGCGAGAGCAGGACGAAGGUCCCUGUCGAUCUCGGCCGAUGUCACAUCCUCAAAAGCUCUUGCCGAUGCAGUGUCGCAAACCGAAGCCGGGCUGGGAUCGCUUAAUCUGGCUCUCAAUGCGGCGGGAAUUGCGAAUGCCAACCCAUGUGAGAACAUGGAAGAGGAGCAGUACCAGACCCUCAUGGACAUCAACAUGAAGGGUGUCUGGCUCUCCUGUCAGGCCGAAGCCAGGGCGAUGAUCGCCCAUGGCAAGGGCGGAUCAAUCGUCAACAUAGCGUCCAUGUCCGGCGUGAUCGUCAACAAGGGUCUGAACCAGGUCCACUACAACGCCUCGAAAGCAGGCGUAAUCCAGAUGUCGAAGUCCAUGGCCAUGGAGUGGGUCGGCAAGGGUAUCCGGGUGAAUUCCAUCAGUCCCGGCUAUACUGCCACUCCGAUGAACACACGACCCGAGAUGGUGCAUCAGACAAAGGAAUUCGAAGCCCAGACACCCAUGGGCAGAAUGGCAAAUGUUGACGAGAUGGUUGGCCCGGCGGUGUUCCUGCUAUCGGAUGCAGCUUCCUUCUGCACAGGCGUCGAUCUACUGGUGGAUGGCGGAUUUUGCUGCUGGUAG
Effrenium voratum is the source of this 735-nucleotide messenger RNA. The record is from the annotation of a GenBank genome assembly. NCBI's taxonomy places the organism in Eukaryota, Dinophyceae, Suessiales, Symbiodiniaceae.